Messenger RNA from Pyrenophora tritici-repentis Pt-1C-BFP, 927 nucleotides. Its product is annotated as SPS1, Serine-threonine protein kinase. Gene Ontology annotation, biological process: protein phosphorylation; intrinsic apoptotic signaling pathway in response to endoplasmic reticulum stress; IRE1-mediated unfolded protein response. Lineage: Eukaryota; Fungi; Ascomycota; Dothideomycetes; Pleosporales; Pleosporaceae. The record is from RefSeq and is a predicted model, not a curated record. Gene Ontology annotation, molecular function: RNA endonuclease activity; protein serine/threonine kinase activity; ATP binding. Gene Ontology annotation, cellular component: IRE1-TRAF2-ASK1 complex.
AUGACUCGUAGCCGUAAGCCCGACACAAACCCGUUUUACUGGGAUGCACCGCCUCGCAAGAUCGAUAUGAAGAUUGUGCGACCCACGUACAAAGCAGCGGAGAUGACAUGUGCCAAAUUUAGCAACAGGGAUCACUUGUUUUUGAAGGAGACGAACAUGUUGCGAUACGCCAACUUGCUCUUCGGUGGCUUAGUCCGUAUCAAAGAUAUCGUUGUACGCGAAAUCGAGACGUGUGAAAUCUUACGCAAGCAUCCACAUCCUAAUAUUUGUCGCUACAAAGGAGUCGAUUAUAACCAGCACUUUGAAGUGACUGGUCUUCUGUUUGAUCGCUACGACACAAACUUACGGGACUUUGUACUAGAUCAACACCAUUUUGAUGUUCGGAAAUGCAUGCGGGACAUCUGGGAAGGUCUGGCACAUAUGCACUCUCUAGGUCUCGUGCACUGCGACAUCAAACCGUGUAACAUUCUGGUCAAUAUCGCAGCGCAACGCUUCGUCGUUGGUGACUUCGACUCUACGCACAGAAAUGGCGCACCAUUAGAAAUCAAGUGGGGAACGGAAGGCUGGACUCCAAGGGCAGGCCAGACAGAUGGUCGUGCGGCUUUCGAGAUUGACUUGUAUGCUUUUGAUAUGCUGAAGGCUUGGAUCAAGGCGAAAGGAAACGGAAAUCCGGUGAAGGGAAGUAGGUACAUGCGGACGAUGGAGAUCCUGGAGAGGGCGAAGAAGCAGAUUGAAGACCAGAACGAGAGGAGGAGGAAUGUGCAGUCCAAUUUAGGCGCGGCCACGGAAGCUUCUCGCGCACAGGUUUACAGGGCAAAGGUUGAAGUACCGCGCAAGAUGCAAUUGAGUGUUUCAUCUGAUGCCAAAAGGGCAGAAGCUAAGCAGAUUCGUAGGGGGGACGAAAUGCGCCUGAGGUUUUAUGGAUAG